Molecule: messenger RNA, 2070 nt
Organism: Ophidiomyces ophidiicola
Lineage: Eukaryota; Fungi; Ascomycota; Eurotiomycetes; Onygenales; Onygenaceae
Gene: SRB4
Product: RNA polymerase II mediator complex subunit
Exons: 2
Coding region: 1-2070 (689 amino acids)
Biological process (GO): regulation of transcription by RNA polymerase II
Cellular component (GO): mediator complex; core mediator complex
Molecular function (GO): transcription coregulator activity
Source: RefSeq, a predicted model, not a curated record
AUGACGGAGAGCUUUACGCUCCCGCUUCGGUCGCUGCGACAGAAACAGAAACCCGAAGAUGAUUUGGCGAUCAAAAUCGCGCAGAUCAACGCCCAGCGAGGCUCGUUUCGAAAUGUGACGGAGGCGAGCCUGCUGGCCGAGAUCGAAGCAGCGCGUAACGUUGAAGAGGAUGCGGUUGACUCUUCAACUGCAGAGGCGCUCGAAGAAGAUGAACAAAGUAGGGAGGAGAAACUGUUCAAAUGCCGUGCUGAGAUUUCGCAGUUUGCCAUGGAUGCUCACAUGGAAGCAACUUACGCACUCGAAUUCGUAUCCCUACUGCUAUCAAAAUACAAUCCCCGCCAGGCGGAGAUGUCCAUGUCUCCACUGCUGAAACAAAAAAUUCCCCUAGGCGCUCUCGGCGCCGACAGAACGAGGCCCCCAGAACAGUCGGAUGCCCAGAAACGAGAUAUAGCUGCUGUAUCGCGCGGAUGGAAACUUGAGAGUCUUGAUUCUGCUGCGACCAAGCUCCUCCAAUCCGCGGAGCGCUUGGAGAAAGAUAUUACUGCUGAGACCAGAUACUGGUCUGACGUUCUGAAGAUCAAAGAAAAGGGGUGGAAGGUGUGCAGACUACCCCGAGAAAAACAGACUCUUGGGGUCCACUUCGGGUUUUUGGAGUCGACGCCGACCUUUCGCGAUCGGGGCCUGGCGGCGUUGCGGAAGGCAGAUGAGGGCAGCUUAGUUUUGGAUCGUGGAAUCACCACGCCACCCCGGAUCGUACGUGUGCGCAUCUUGGAUGGAGAUCAAACCGUGGGCGUCUCUAUCCCAAUGAGCGCUCCUAGAACAGAUGAUGAAGCUCUAGAUGCUAGAAUUCGCGAGGCUCGAGACAGCUUGUUUGAAGAAGAACUGUUUCAUGAACUAAAUCGAGAAGCACGCCUUUUGCUUCGGCACGGCGUGGAAACUAGCCGGGAUCUGAUAGAAAUCCCGGCAAUCGAUUCAAAGAAAAUCAUCAUUGAUCUCAUUGAACGUGAUGACGGAUUUGCAGAUACAGACACAGAAUUAACCCCCCUUUACAACACCUUAGCCGCCGCUGUUGCAAAGGCUCUGCGGGUUCUUCUUUCCCAUGCGCAUCGUGAAAACUUCCGCCGGCGAACGCGGAUUCCUUCGCCCCUGGCACCUGCAAAAAAGUUGACCCUGGAGUAUGCCCUCAUCCGGCCAAUUCUCUGCCAUUUCCAACACCGCUCACACUAUCAUUGGUUUACUACGUUUCUCGAUAAUGCAACUCAUACUCUACAGUCUGCAGCUUUGGAAUGUAAAUACGUAUCAUAUCCUUUUAAAAAGCGCACGCUCCAAGGUGUUAGCCGCCCCAAGCAUCACGCUUUGGAGACAACUUCCCCAGAGAAAUUUUUGGACGAUUUCGUUCAACCCCUUGAAUCGAUAUUCAACUGUCUGCUAUCUUCGAAGGGAUCGUGGUUUAGGCUACGACUUACCACUAAUAUGGACCCGAACGGACUUGGCUCUGAAUUUGAAAUUGUGACGAAUCUCUCUCACUUCUCUCCCCAACCCACCCCCUUGCGCUUCGGGCGUCGGGAAGAUGUUCAGGAGCUGAUUCUCAACCUCUUUACUCUGGACCUUGUUUAUUUAAUACCAUCACUCGAGAAACAUCCUAACACAGCUACAGAGUCGGAAGACUUCAAUCCUGGCGCCCAGUCACUCAACAAAGAAGAAGAAUUGUGGGAUGAAAAUGGGUUGCCGCAUCCGUCACCAAUUUCAGAGCUCAAUUCUGCUCAUUUGCUCCCUUGGAAACCUACUUUCCCUCAGCAGGGCGAGCUUACCGCCUUCUCUCCAUCACGCGGUAGCACAGGAAGGCUACAGAUACAAUUCGAAGGCGACAAGCUGCAGCUCUGUUUUUCCUGGGCUGAACGGGGACGGACGCUUCUCGAUAAAGAAUCCAAUGGGAAACAGCAAGGAAAUAUCUUAUUUAGCUGGCCCUCGGCGGAUGCGCAGGGCGCUGAGGAAAAUACCGCGCCCGUCACUCUUAAAAAGGCAUUACAAAUAUUAAGAGGGAAAGUGGAGGGUACAAUUGGCGCCUGA